GAAUGGAAGAGGGGAGUGGGGUGCGGAGCCGCGGGGUGCCCCCUGAGCAGCUCUGGCCUCUGCUCCCCCAGGAGCCAGGCUGUGCGGAUGGAGACGCCAGAGGCCCUGUCUUUGGAGAUUGAGACUGAGUGCCAGGUCCUCGAGGUCUGCUUUGAGCUGAGGAACAGGUUGAAGAUCCGUCAAGGUCCCUGCGAGGAUGAGCUCCCUCUGUCUGUAUUUGUUUGGGAUUUCUUGGACCAUCUGACAGAGCAGCCUGGCAGUUGUGAAACUGACAUGGAGCAGUUUGCAGAGACCCUGAGUGGCCGGGUCACCACGGACGAGGCUUUGCAAGAACUGGUGGACCUCAUCUAUCAACAGGCCACGUCCGUGCCUAGGUUCCGCAGCGGGGGAGCUCGCCUGUGUGGUUACCUGUCCCGUCACCUGACCAUUCGCUCACAGAGGGGCAGCUUCUACGAUGUGCUCCUUCAAAGAUGUCAGGCUGAUUAUGAGCCUAGAGGUCAAGCUGCCAAGGGGGAUGAAGCAGCUCGGAAACGAUUCCACGGGUUCGUGCUCUUUAUGGGAGAACUUUAUCUUCCGCUGGAGAUCGAAGGGGCACAUGGACAGGCUCAAACAGAAUUUCUCCGGGGGUUGUUGGAUGCCCUCCUUUCUCACCCUGUGGACGAUAACCUAAUUUGUGCAGUAAAAUUCCUGAAGCUGACAGGGCCCGCCUUGGAAGAUGCCUGGAAGGGAAAGGGAAGGACGGACAUGGACGAGGUUAUCCAGACGAUUGAGAAUGUUGCCCUGGAAGCGCCCUGCAGUGUUGAUGUGAGGCUGAUGCUCUUGAAGCUUAUAAAGCUCCGGUCAAGUGACUGGGGGAGAGUCCCUGUCACCUCAGCAUCCGAGAGAAGCAGCACCUGAGAAUGAUCCCGACUGUUUGUGACGGAACCGCCAUUGGGUCCAGCGGAUGGUGCUCCUCUCCCUGCAGCUGAUCCCGGUGACCAGGAUUCAUCUCAGGAGUGACCUGAGGGCGGGAGGGGUGGGGGGGAGGGGAGGA
Messenger RNA from Myotis daubentonii (Daubenton's bat), 1033 nucleotides. Its product is annotated as polyadenylate-binding protein-interacting protein 1-like. Gene Ontology annotation, biological process: regulation of translational initiation. The transcript is spliced from 2 exons. Gene Ontology annotation, molecular function: protein binding; zinc ion binding; translation activator activity. The record is from RefSeq and is a predicted model, not a curated record. Lineage: Eukaryota; Metazoa; Chordata; Mammalia; Chiroptera; Vespertilionidae.